This is a messenger RNA of Anopheles coluzzii, 1739 nucleotides long. RefSeq names its product tetraspanin-9. Bases 432 to 1292 code for a protein of 286 amino acids. NCBI's taxonomy places the organism in Eukaryota, Metazoa, Arthropoda, Insecta, Diptera, Culicidae. The transcript is spliced from 8 exons. Gene Ontology annotation, cellular component: membrane. The record is from RefSeq and is a predicted model, not a curated record.
AUUCACUAGCGCAUUUCAUGUCGAACCGUUCCCGUGGAAGCAUGCGUGUGCUUCGUACCGCGUGAGACACUCGUUCGGUGUGUGUGUUCGUGUCCGUGUCUCUGUGUACGCGCGCGUGUUUGUGCCCCUGGUGUACACGAGCUUGGUUUGGUCUGCUUUUCCGUGUUUGGCCGUUUUGGUUUUUCCCCCCUAAGGUGCAUGUGUGUUUGAGGUGUUAGAAGAGGUGUGUCCGUGUCAGGUUGAAUAGCUGCUUGUGGCGACGGAGAGUCAGUGCCAGUUGUCGGCAUUCGGAUUGUGUUUGUGCGAUCUGGGUGGCGGACAAUUCCAGCUUGGGUGCAAUUGGCUUUUGUCAUCCGCACUUUUCGAGGGGGUUCUCCGUGUCUAACCUCAGCUAACCUCCGUGUCUAACCAGCAUACCCUUGGAGUGAACGAUGGGCAGUACGGGGUACACGUGCAUAAGGCGGACGUUUUGUUCCUUCAACAUUCUCAUAUGGCUCUGUGGUAGCGGAUUCCUGGCGAUAGGCGUUUGGCUCCACUUUGCCUUCCCCGGGUAUGCCACGCUGCUGCCGGACCAUGCCGUACUGAGUGCGGACUGUAUGUUCAUAACGGUCGGUGUGAUCAGCUUCGUGAUCGCGUUCUUCGGUUGCUGCGGUUCUUGGUUCCAGUCACGAUGCUUCCUGGUGAUUUACUUUACGCUGGUUGUGCUACUGUUCCUCAGUGAGUUCCUGCUGGGUUCGCUGGCGUUUGUGUUCCGCGGAGGCAUUGGCCGCAUGCUAACCCAGGAGCUGAAGUACGGCAUCGAGAAGCACUACAAUGUGUCGGACCGGGGCGGAUUCCUCACACCGUCGGUUGCAUCGAUUUGGGACAAUCUUCAGGUGGAUCUACAAUGCUGUGGUGUUUCGUCGUACGAAGAUUGGUACGACAUCAGUGCGUGGCCGGGCGAGCGUUGGGUACCACAGUCCUGCUGCCGUUCCCAGUACAACUCCCUGUUUUCGGAGGGUUCCGGCGAUGAGCUAGCGAACGUUGACUGUCGGAAAGCUGGCAAUCCGGCCCUGCUGUGGGAUAAGAGCUGUGGUCAGAUUCUUCAGAUGUGGUUCGUACAGCGGCUUCAUAUAGUGGGAACGGUUGUACUGGUGAUAGGCUUCCUUCAGCUAUUCGGUCUAAUAUCAUCCAUGCUGCUGUUCUGCACCGUCAAACACAAACGUUCCUCCAAAACGUACAAAUCCUACUCACCCACCGUUGAUACGACGCUCAACCGCAAUGGCACCAGCGCGACCUACAUGGACGACUGACUGUAUGGCUGAGGGUGGGUUUCGGCGUCGCGGUGGACCACGUGUCGAACCUAGCUUCAGUAGCUUUUUUUUAUUUAAACAAAAUCGCAUCACACUCGACUAGAAAAACAACAAUACUCACGCUGGUCCCUGGCGGGAGAGAGAGAAAGAGAGAGAGAGAAAGAGAGAGAGAGAAAGAGAGAGAGAGAGAGAGGGACAUUGACAACAUGUGGUUGUGAAUGUGUACGUGCAUGCACGUGGAAGAUGAAGGAUGCACGUGUGAUCCUUGACGCAUAUACACGCCGGAGUUGCUGUGUGUGUGUAUAUGUGAAAUGAUUGUGCCAAAAAAGAAAACAAAACAACACAGACGACGACGAAAGCAAACUCACUAAACAAACACUCACGAAAAUGGACGAACAAAAAAAAAAUGCUGAAGUAGAAGAGAUAGGCGACCAAAAUGGAAACCAA